GUCCAUUCAAACUCUUCCCGUGAAAAGCCAAACAAGCCUGACAAUCUUUAGUUCUCUCUCUCCUAUCAUAAGCAGUGAAAAGCCACAAAGCUCUUGAGCCCCUCUAGGUGUCUAAAUAAUCUUCUUCUCUGGCUAACACAGAACACAGCAGUUUCAUGGAAGUCUUCCUCAUGCUUGUCUCCCUUGCCUGCCUUGUUACUUUACUCUUCCAGUUUUCUCACUCUGCAACACUUGUAGUAGAUGGAGUUUCAGCAUGGAGAAACCCCAUUGUCCAAGUAGGGGACUCUGUCAUUUUCCAGCACAAGUAUCACUACAAUCUUUACAUUUUCCAGCACAAAAAUACCUUCAAUCUCUGCAACUUCACCCAGGCUACACUACUCAGCAAACCAAAUUCUACUUCUUUUACGUGGAACCCAUCACGCCCUGGUUUCUUCUACUUUUCCUUCUACAAUGGCUCUGCUAAACCAUGUCAAGAAGGCCAUAAAUUCUCUGUGAAGGUGUCGUUGUCAUCACCCCCAGAGAAUUCUGCUGCCUCACCAGAACUACCACCAAUGGCAGCUCCACCAGUGAGUUCCGGUGGUUCUGUAUCGUCUUCUCCGGCAUACCCUUGGCCUUUCAGAUCCCGAGAAUUGACUUCACCAAGUCCUGCACCAAGUGCAAUCCUUCCAGCUAUGAGUCCUAUGGUUCCAGACAAAGGUGAUAGUAUACCAUUUAUCGACAGUAAUCCAGCGGUUCCUCUACCAACUGGUGAAGUGGACUCGACUACAAUUCGCCCUUUGCCCACUUCUGGUCAUGAAGAACAGGUGGUGGGGUUGGUUACAGUUCAUAGAGCUUUAUGUUGUGUGGUUUUCCUGGCGUUGCUAUGAAGGAAGAGAGAGAGAGAGAGACAGAGAGUUUUGCAACUUAUGUAAAGAGAUAUGUGGUAGGG
Ilex paraguariensis (yerba mate) is the source of this 928-nucleotide messenger RNA. Lineage: Eukaryota; Viridiplantae; Streptophyta; Magnoliopsida; Aquifoliales; Aquifoliaceae. The record is from the annotation of a GenBank genome assembly.